This is a messenger RNA of Cercocebus atys (sooty mangabey), 4433 nucleotides long. It is a transcript of the gene SENP1, whose product is annotated as SUMO1/sentrin specific peptidase 1. The record is from RefSeq and is a predicted model, not a curated record. NCBI's taxonomy places the organism in Eukaryota, Metazoa, Chordata, Mammalia, Primates, Cercopithecidae. Gene Ontology annotation, cellular component: nucleus. Gene Ontology annotation, molecular function: deSUMOylase activity. Gene Ontology annotation, biological process: protein desumoylation. The transcript has 18 exons. Bases 262 to 2331 code for a protein of 689 amino acids.
GGAAAAGGCCGGUUGCGAUUCCGGGGCUUUCCCGCCAGAGCAGGGUCUUCUCUAGGGAGAGCUGUUUUCAACGGGAAGCUUGGCUUUCUGUGGUACCGGCUUCAUCUCCCGCCUUCCUUGAGACCCCAGUGAUAUUUCUCGACUACUUCUGCGUCUCACGUAAACAUUUCUCCAACUCUCUUACUCUGUGGUAUCUCCCUGAGAUGUGAUAUCGCUAGUGCCACCACCAGAAAGAAACGUCUGGACCCUCCUGCUCAGGUUAUGAAAAUCCCCUUAACUACCACAAUUUGCUUACCUGGCUCAUCGCCUCCUGGACUUUGUGUCUUUGCUAAAGUCAGUGAUGUGAAAAGACUUGAAAUGGAUGAUAUUGCUGAUAGGAUGAGGAUGGAUGCUGGAGAAGUGACUUUAGUGAACCACAACUCCUUAUUCAAAACCCACCUCCUGCCACAAACAGGUUUUCCAGAGGACCAGCUUUCACUUUCUGACCAGCAGGUUAGGAGCAAUUUUCUUCCUUUAAUUAAUAAUGUUGACUUUUGGUGGACACCACGGAGUCACAUUGAUGCAGAUAAGGCACAUGGCUGUGGCAGGAUUCAGCUCCUUCAUCAAUUUUCAGAUAAUCCUUCCUCAGACAGUUUUCUUGGCUCAGGCGACUUAAGAACCUUUGGCCAGAGUGCAAAUGGCCAAUGGAGAAAUUCUACUCCAUCAUCAAGCUCAUCUUUACAAAAAUCAAGAAACAGCCGAAGUCUUUACCUCGAAACCCGAAAGACCUCAAGUGGAUUAUCAAACAUUUUUGCGGGAAAGUCAAACCAUCACUGCCAUGUAUCUGCAUAUGAAAAAUCUUUCCCUAUUAAACCUGUUCCAAGUCCAUCUUGGAGUGGUUCAUGUCGUCGAAGCCUUUUGAGCCCCAAGAAAACUCAGAGGCGACAUGUUAGUACAGCAGAAGAGACAGUUCAAGAAGAAGAAAGAGAGAUUUACAGACAGCUGCUACAGAUGGUCACAGGGAAACAGUUUUCUAUAGCCAAACCUACCACACAUUUUCCUUUACACCUGUCUCGAUGUCUUAGUUCCAGUAAAAAUACUUUGAAAGACUCACUAUUUAAAAAUGGAAACUCUUGUGCAUCUCAGAUCAUUGGCUCUGAUACUUCAUCAUCUGGAUCUGCCAGCAUUUUAACUAACCAGGAACAGCUGUCCCACAGUGUAUAUUCCCUCUCUUCUUAUACCCCAGAUGUUGUUGCAUUUGGAUCCAAAGAUUCUGAUACUCUUCAUCAACCCCAUCAUCACCACUCUGUUCCACAUCAGCCGGAUAACUUAGCAGCUUCAAAUACACAAUCUGAAGGAUCAGACUCUGUGAUUUUACUGAAAGUGAAAGAUUCCCAGACUCCAACUCCCAGUUCUACUUUCUUCCAGGCAGAGCUGUGGAUCAAAGAAUUAACUAGUGUUUAUGAUUCUCGAGCACGAGAAAGAUUGCGCCAGAUUGAAGAACAGAAAGCAUUGGCCUUACAGCUUCAAAACCAGAGAUUGCAGGAGCGGGAACAUUCAGUACAUGAUUCAGUAGAACUGCAUCUUCGUGUACCUCUUGAAAAGGAGAUUCCUGUUACUGUUGCCCAAGAAACACAAAAAAAAGGUCAUAAAUUAACUGAUAGUGAAGAUGAAUUUCCUGAAAUUACAGAGGAAAUGGAGAAAGAAAUAAAGAAUGUAUUUCGUAAUGGGAAUCAGGAUGAAGUUCUCAGUGAAGCAUUUCGCCUGACCAUUACCCGCAAAGAUAUUCAAACUCUAAACCAUCUGAAUUGGCUCAAUGAUGAGAUCAUCAAUUUCUACAUGAAUAUGCUGAUGGAGCGAAGUAAAGAGAAGGGCUUGCCAAGUGUGCAUGCAUUUAAUACGUUUUUCUUCACUAAAUUAAAAACGGCUGGUUAUCAGGCAGUGAAACGUUGGACAAAGAAAGUAGAUGUAUUUUCUGUUGACAUUCUUUUGGUGCCCAUUCACCUGGGAGUGCACUGGUGUCUAGCUGUUGUGGACUUUAGAAAGAAGAAUAUUACCUAUUACGACUCUAUGGGUGGGAUAAACAAUGAAGCCUGCAGAAUCCUCUUGCAGUACCUAAAGCAAGAAAGCAUUGACAAGAAAAGGAAAGAGUUUGACACCAAUGGCUGGCAGCUCUUCAGCAAGAAAAGCCAGGAAAUUCCACAGCAGAUGAAUGGAAGUGACUGUGGGAUGUUUGCCUGCAAAUAUGCUGAUUGUAUUACCAAAGACAGACCAAUCAACUUUACACAGCAACACAUGCCAUACUUCCGGAAGCGGAUGGUCUGGGAGAUCCUCCACCGAAAACUCUUGUGAAGACUGUCUCAGUUAGCAGACCUUGACCAUGUGGGGGACCAGCUCUUUGUUGUCUACAGCCAGAGACCUUGGAAACAGCUGCUCCCAGCCCUCUGUUCUUGUAACACCCUUGAUCCUGGACCAGGCCCUGGCGAGAUGCAUUCACAAGCACAUCUGCCUUUCCUUUUGUAUCUCAGAUACUAUUUUUGCAAAGAAACUUUGGUGCUGUGAAAGGGGUGAGGGACAUCCCUAAUCUGAAGAGAGAGACUGCUUUUCACUUCUUCAGUUCUGCCAUCUUGUUUUCAAAGGGCUCCAGCCUCGCUCAGUCCCUAAUUACGGGACUGAGAAAAGCUUGGAAAGAAUCUUGGUUUCAUAUAAAUUCUUGUUGUUAGGCCUUAUUAAGAAGUAGGAAAGGGCAUGGGCAAAAGGAAGGGAUAAAAACCACCAGCAUAUACAGGACAUACACACACACCCACACACACACACAAUUUUCACGAUGUGUAGUCAGGAAUGUGACUGUAAACUGGAUUUUGGGGCACAGGCAUAAGUCCCCUCCUCCAGGACCUUUCCUAUUUAUAUGUCCCUAUACAAAAUCCACCUGCUUUUAUACGUAGCUGUUUUAUCAUCUGUAGCUUCAUCCUAUCCGGAGGCACAGCACAUGAGCCCUGGACAGGUCCCAAAGUUCCAAGCAGUCCUUUCCUUAAAAGCAGGGGUUUGCAUGUGCUACCAACACAUGAUAUGGGGAAGACCCACCCAGGGAGCGGUUUCAGUGGCGCAACAAAGCACCACUUUUACUGUUGCCUGCUUCUGACCAAGAAGAAGAAGGACCUUAGUAUUUAGCAUAAAAUUCCAGCGUUGGAUGAAUGCAGGUCUAGUUUGGUCUGUGGCUAGUUUAAAUAUGUUUCUAACCACAGAGAAUUUCAUAUGUAUACAUAUAUAUAUACAUAUAUAUGUAUAUAUAUGUAUAAAAUUUCACAGGGAUAUGCUAUUUUUUUCUUUUUUAAAGACUGAAUGUGUUCACCAUUUAGCCUGUAGAUUUAUUUCCAUUUUCCAAAUUCCAGCACACAGAGAUCCCAGCCCCUAUGAGUAGGGUGUUUGUGGACUACCUAAUGGAAUAUUUUGAGGCCUGGAUGAACUUUGCCAUAUGGGUAGAGGUUACAGAGGGGGAUGAUAUUUUCAGCUAAAAAAAAACGGGUGGAGCUUGGACUGAUCAACUUGAGAUUUUAAAACUGCUAUUCCUUUUCUUUCUAGCAUCUCUCCCCACCCUCUGAGAGCUCCUCAGGCUUAGAUAGUGAAGUGAUCAAUGCCAGUGUCAUUUUGUACUUAAGUUCCAAAGUAGGAACAUUUUAUACUUUUUUCUGUAUUGUAAUAGGUAGUUUUGUAUGAAAUCUUUUCUCCUCUCCCCUUGUACCGCAUUCUUUCCAGCAUUGUGCUUUUUCCCUGGGCUUAUUUGAAAAUUUUACUGUUUUAUACAAGCUUGUUUAGUACAUUUUUCUAUGUUUUACCACAAGUUACAAUUUGAAAAGAAAACUAUUUUUUUUAAAUAUUCCAUUGUUAACUGAAUGUUACUGUUUCCACUCCAGCAACUACAUGUCCUACCUUCAACUGCCUGCCUUCUGGGGAAAGACCACCUUUUGUGUGCUUGUUUUCUCUCUCUCUCUCUUUCCCUUUCUGUUUCUGUCUCUCUUUAUUUUUCUUUCUUUUUCUUUGUUUUGAGUUUUCUGUAGGAAAUAAAUAGCUUUCUAUAUAUGAGUUGCUGGGGACCUUCACAUUCUCUUUUAGAAAGCUGUGGCAUGCAGGCUCAUUGCAGGACUCCUGGAAUAUUGUCUAGUUCUUGGUAUUUACUGUAUGUAAGCAACAACUUGAAAGGUGGCAAUAUGGUAUAGAUUUGGACUAUAAAUCAAAAGACCUUUUUCAGGUUCUUUCACUAUUGUCUGGGGGACUCAGAACAAGAUUGUUCUCUGUAUUUAUUGUUUGUCCAUUUAGAUAACAUCUGUCUUACCUUCCUCACAGACUUUGUACAGACCAAAGCAACAAAUAUUUAUUGCCAUGUAUAGCAGAAAAUGAAACAUGCAACAAAAGCACUUUGAAAAAUAUAUAAGGAAUUGUUGAGCCUGUCUGAA